AUGGAAACUUCAACAGCAAUAGCAACAACAGGACAGGAGGUAGAGCUUGGAUACAACUCUCAACUUCCAUCUUUUGUUAGGGACGGUAUCAAGGAGGAAAUUUCUAAUUGGAAGAAUGAAAUUAUUGAAGGCUUUAAAAAAGUUGAUGGAUUAUUGUUGAGUUCGGAUGAAAAAGAUGAAAAUACGAUCAAGCCUAAAUGGUUUACUAUUUUAAAUUCAUCUAUCAAAUUAUUUCAUAGAUAUAUAACUAAUACAAAGUAUCCACUAAAUGUUUCUGAAAGAGUAGUCAUAUUUGAACUUGCUCUUAAUAUUCUCAUCAACAAGCAAUUAGAUUUAUAUUUGGAAUUAAAAGCAAAGUUAGCUAAUUUAAUCAUUAUUUUGAUGAAAAACAAGUACCAUAAAUUAUUACAACAAAAUAUAAAACCAAUCACUUGUUGGAAGAGAUUAUACGAAAUGUUAAGAAGUGUUUAUUUUACCAAGAAUAGAUGUAUUAGUUAUAAUCCAUCAGGAUCUUUCGGAAAGUCUAUUGUCAAACUUGUUUGUAAAUUGAGAAAUAAUUUUGCAAGUGAAACUACUGAGGAAGUUUUGAAUGAAUUUACCCCAAGACUCUAUUUCAGUGACUCAGAGUUCUUUAUUUCUCAAGCAUUUUUAUGCUUAUUCUUGCCUUCCAAUACUUCUGUUGAAGUUAUUGACAAGUGGUUCAAUCAAGUAUUGGCCAUGUGGGAUUGGAGAUCAAAUUCACCAUUCUAUGAUUUAAAUAUUGUUUCUUUAUUGUACAGAUUGGUAAAAGACCAAGAUGGUAAAAUUGAUUUCAAACCUCAUUUAGAUUUAAUAUUUACUAGAAUGUUACGAUCAAUGGAUUUAAACAUUGGGUCUAAUAUUACAAGUAGCAGUGUUGCAUCUGGUGUUGCAACUUCUAAACUUGCUAAAAAUGUGCAAGGAGGAUCACAAAACUCAACAGCUGGCAUGAUUCAAGUUUUAACAGCUGCCAGUGGAUAUUCAUAUCAUAGCUAUCCAAAUAAUAAUUGUUCAAUCUUCUGGAAAUUGUCCGAUUUGAAGAACUUGCUAAUGCAAUAUAACUCUCAACUAAUUUCAUAUUUAUUACUAUCAUUCCCUACUGAAACUUUAACUUAUUUAAGAAGAUUAUUCCAAUCUAUUGACCAAUACUAUUACCCAAGUAAUAAUGGUGAAUGGUCUAGACCAUUGAGUAUUUUCAUUUCAGAACUAUUCCGUAAUGUUUCUUUGAACACUAAAGAAAGUAGCAAAGAUCUAGUGGUCAGUGACGACACUAUUGAAGAAUUAAUUAGAAUAGUUUUCCCUUCAUGUAAAAUGGCUCUCUUCUCCAAGUCAGUUAAGGUUUCAAAGAAUGCUAUUCAAGCUAUCAAACAUAUUUGUUUUAUUAGACCAUCAUGUAUUGUACAGGAAUUGUUUGAAAUUGUUUUCCAUGCUUUGCAAACUUUGACUGAAGUUCACCAAAUCUCAGUUGCUUUGGAACUGUUAAAUACCAUUAUUAUACCAUUAUUGUACCAUUCUAUUCCAGAAGUUAAAGAUUAUAUGGCUGAUUUGUUGAAUAUGGCACUUUUGGGUAUCGAUACAAACGAUAGCCAAAAAACCUCUCUCACAAUUUCCUUCUUGAACACUCUAUUCUCAAUUAUGCCUAUUAUUUCCAACAACCAAUUUGUUGAAGGAACUCCAUACGUAGUUGAAUUGUAUCAAGAUUUUGCUUUAGAGUUUGUGAGAAGAGUUUUGCAUGUUAUGGGCGAAAUGACGACACACAAGGAAGAAAGUAAGGAACAAAAGGAAGUUUACAAUCACUUGUCUAAAUCAAUUGUAUUAUUCUUCCAACAAUUGUCUCCAAACUUGCACAAGCAAUGUCUCAACAAGAUAAUUUCCUAUUUACAAGACGAGUUUAAACCUGCUGCUGUAAAGCAAAUUGGUGAAAUUGCUAAUUGUUCCGUUAAUUAUUUCAAUAAUGGAGAUGAUACCUAUGAUCCAUUUGGAUUGAUGAUGAACUCUCUUAUUUCCAGAAUCACUAAUCAAAAAGGUGAAUUGAAGGAUUUACAUGAUAAUGAAAUGGAUUACUAUGUUCACUUGUUAGCUAAAGUUGUUAAGGGAAAUAAUCAAACAUUCAAACAUUGCGAUAAGCUUUUGCAAAUCUUGAAGCUCACUUGGAAUUCUGAAUCCAAAUCCAUUGUUAAAUCAUCUGGCAAACUUUUGAAGAAUAUUUUGCAAAGUUUAACAACAGUUUACAUUUUAGAAAAGAGAAGUGUACCUCCAAAUGUUUGGCGUAGUGAAGAUUUCCAAAAGAACCACUUUAAAUAUUGGGGUCAGCUCUACAAUUCCAAGAAUGUUGAUGCUCAAUGGCACGUUCCGAAUGAAUCUGAACUUGAAAAGGCAACCACUAUUUUCAAUGAUUAUUCAAGGGAGUGCUUUACCACUAUCAAGAAUGCUACAACCAAUCAGGUUACUAGAGAUCAAUUGCUCAAUGCCUUGUUGAAGGCUAAAUAUAUUCUCAAGGGUGCCUCUUUAAUGUUAGAUGAAAUUAGAGAUGGUCAACUUCCAGAAUAUACCAAACAAAUUGUCAAAGAUUUCUCAAACACCAAUGCUGGUUGUAUUGUUAUUCCGAAUGACAAGUUGGAAUUCACCAGAAACGACAUACUUGUAUUAUUACAAAAAUUAUUGGCUGACUUUGUUCAAAAUCAAUCAGUUACCAGUGACGACUCAAAGAAGAAUGAUGUUAGAGUCUUGAUUGCGUUAACCAAGGCUAUUCAUAUUUGUGCUGCCUAUAGAAGUUUGAGCUUUACUAAAAUGGUGAAUAUGGCAAAGAUUUGGUCACUUUUGAAGCUUCACUUCUUUAAGAGUACUGUCAAGAAGUUGUUCCCAAGAUGUUUCAUCUUGGAUAGAUGCCAAAUGUUAUUCAUUUCAAGAGUUUUCCAAAGAACUAUUCCAUGUACACAAGUUCACUUGGAUGCCUUGGAAAGCUUGAAAAUUCUCUCUACCAGUUGUGAAUAUGCCAAAGUAAGAUCAAGAGCACAAACAUCUUUCAUUGGAAUUUUGAAGUUGUUUAACAAUUCUACAUUCGAAAAGUUUGUUACACCAAUUAUUGAAACACUUUCAAAUAGGGAUUCUACACAUGCUAUGAUUAAUGGUUCCAUUUUCCUUUUGGAAAAGUCUUCAGUUAUUAGAAGAGUAACAGAUAGUUGGGUUUUAAUUUCUAAACUCCUUCCAUCGAUCUGUAAUUGUUACCAUGUCGACAAAUCAUCAAUCCAGAAGAGAUUGUAUGGACUCUAUAUGCAAUAUAGCACAGCAUUCAAAGAGUUACCAAUUAAUAAUCAAAAGACAUUGCAAUACUAUAAUGAUACAGUGAACAGCUUGGUUAAUUUAUCAUACCAACUAUCACAAUCAUUAUUCUGGAACUAUCAAUUGAUUACUAUUUCAUGCUUGAAUUUAUUGAUUCGUUCUGAUAAGUCAAUUAUUUUACCUAUUGAAGCAAUCAAAUGUUUCAUGAAUAAUCUUGUCAGUGAUCAUGUACCGCUCAGAUUACUGUGUAUGAAGGCAUUAGAUUUUAUUUUCACUCAAUAUAAGCCUAUUCAACCUAGAAUUGAAAUUACUGAUUCAACACAAAUCGAAAAGGUUGCUAGACAUCACAAAGCUAGUGCUACCAUUCAAGAUAUUGCUACCCAAGAAGAAUUUGAAAAGACCUUGUUCCUUGACAAGUAUUAUAUUGGCUGGAAUGCUAUGCCAAAGAGUAUGGUCACCUAUGAUUACACUAAGGAAAGAAUUUUCAAAGAUGAAACUGUGCAAUUACAACAACUGAUUCGUAACACCAUGUUCCAAGAAGAAUAUCUUUCCAAAGUGUUUUCAUACUUCUCAGAUGAUACAAAUGGACAAUCUAACAAUAGAGCAUUCACUAAAGCUCACGCUCAAAUGUUCAAAGGUUUCUUCCAAAUUAUGGGAAUUGAAGGUUUGAAGGUUAUUGAAAAACAUUUUGAACAUUUGCUUUCAGCUUCUGGCACUGGUAAUGCUGACGAAUUUUCAAAGAUUUGUUUUGCUUCUGAAAUAUUUGCAGGUGUUUGCAGAGGAAGCAAACAUUGGAAAUUUAAUGACAGAAAACAAGCUCAAGACUACUUGUUCGAAAAGAUUUCAACUGUAAUUGAUUCUUGUUCACCUCAAUGUAUUGAAAGUGGUUUGAGAUCAUCCUUCCAUUUCUGCAUGUUUGAUGCUGACGGCAGAAGAACCAAGCCAUUGGUAGACUUCCUAACUGGAAAAGUUAACUUGGAUUAUGGUCUUGCUGCUGUUCAAAUGAAGGUAUUACAGUUGGUAUUCUUCACCCUCGCCGAACUUGAUUGGAGACUUGUUAAACUUUUGGAAAAUUUCAUUGAAGAAAAGCUUUUUAACCAUCUCUCACAUCCAUACCAACAAAUCAGAGAGCUUAUUGCAAGAAAUGUAUCUCUUGUAUUUUUGAAGUCUUGGAAUCCUGUUAGAGAUGAAAACUAUUUGCCAAAGUCACCAUCCAGUGGAGGUCAACAAAGUCUAUUUGCCCAAUUCUUGAAUGAAUUAAUCUCCAACAAUGCUACUAAAUUCAAUAUGGAUGAGAAUGGAUUGCUUUCUCUUCCAAGUAAUAUUUUCAAUAUUGUACAAACAGAUAUGAACAGAUCAGAAUUUAUCCAAAACAAACUCAUUCCAAAAUUGCAAACAGAAUUCAGCAAACUCUAUCAAGAAUAUACUCAAAAAUUGUCUGAAAAAUCUGCCGAACAAUCACACAAGACAAAACCAUCUCAAGAAGAAAUGACAUUCAAAUCACUUUGUAAGACAAUUAUUGAAUCCAUUGGAACUUCGAUGAUGUUUGGAAUUACUGUCACCCUACCUUACUUUAAUUCAAUUCUCCCACUUUUCUUGCAAUGCUUCACAUGCUCAAAUGAUACUGACAUUACUAUUAGUGCUUCAGGAAUUAUUGCAAGAAUUGGUGCAUUCUUAAUUCCUGCCUUUAUGGUCAAGGAAUUAUUGUACAGUUUAAUGUUUAUUCAAAAGUUGCUCAUGACCAAUCAAGCCAACACCUCAAGUAGAAAGGCCAGAUUAGUUCUUUGUUUCUUCCUUCAAAAGUUUGCCUUUAAACAUCAAUUCUUUAUUUUAGGAACCUCAGCUGAGAAUGAUUUCUAUAACCAUUUACUCUUGUUGCUCAAGGAUAAGACUGUUGAAGUUAAGGAUAUGGCAUGCAACACAUUGGCUGGUUUCAUCAAAAUUGCAUCCGAUGAUAGAGUUGAAAUUAUCAAUGCUCAUUUCUCUGCCGAACAUCAAAAGCAUUUUGCCACUAAAAAGUCAGGCAACGUUGAACAAAUUCAAAAGUUGGACGCAAACUAUGUUUCUGUUGGUUUGAGUGCUUUGGCUAAAGCUUUCCCAUACAGCAUUCCACCAUUUGUUCCACAAGUACUUGUGAAAUUAUCAAGAUUCAGUUCUUAUCAAAAAUCGGAACAAGAAACUGUUGAUAUUCAAUUCUUGAGUGAUACUAUUAAGAAUACUUUUACUCAAUUCAUGAAGACUCACCACGAACAAUGGGAAGAACACAAAAAACAAUUCACAGAAGAUGAGCUCUACACUGUUAAUCAACUUUUAUAUUCACCAGUUUAUUAUGCUUAAAUUUGUAGUGAAGAAAGUAUUUUCGAAACUGUUGGAUGACCUAAUAAAAUCAAAUACAUAAAUUCUCUAUU
Naegleria gruberi is the source of this 5708-nucleotide messenger RNA. RefSeq lists its product as uncharacterized. The record is from RefSeq and is a predicted model, not a curated record. Lineage: Eukaryota; Heterolobosea; Eutetramitea; Acrasida; Naegleriidae. Bases 1 to 5637 code for a protein of 1878 amino acids. Gene Ontology annotation, molecular function: peptidase activator activity; proteasome binding. Gene Ontology annotation, cellular component: nucleus; cytosol. The transcript has 2 exons. Gene Ontology annotation, biological process: proteasomal ubiquitin-independent protein catabolic process.